AUGAGCAAUGUUUUUUAUAUUGCAGAAGACGAUAACAGCCACGAAGAGGAAGAGGAAGAAGAAAGUGGAAGCAAUGAAGGCGAGGAUUUCGAUAUCAGGGACUUUGUAGUCGCAGACGAAGAAAGAAGAGGCAACGAAGACGGCGAGGAGGGGGACUUUACAAUGGAUACAGCCUCCUCCAGGAAAAUUGAAGAAGAAGAGGAUCCAGAAAAGCUGGAGGAAAAGCUAAAAAAGCUCGAGGAAGUUUUCUCCUGUGUACCGAGGGUUCUCAUUAAAAGAGUUCUUUGCCGCGAUGAUGUUAACGGAGACCUGAACUUGGCAAGUCAGAGAUUACAAGAAUUUCAGGACAUGGAAAAUCCACACGACCUCUUCAAAACCCCGACGAGCAAUCCGCCCACUGCUUGGGGUCUCCCGCCUGCACAGUUAGAAUCAGCAAACAAGGGGAGUGAAAAAUGCGAAUCACAGGGCUCUCAGAAAAAUAGAAGGAGAAGGGGAGGGAGAAGAAAGAAGAACAACUGGGAAAAUCAAAACAAAACAGAGGAAGAACAAGGAGAAAGGAAUCUGAGAAAUAGUUUCGACAGUUAUGAACCAAACGUACCGCGUGGGAACGAUCGCGGUAUAAGACAAAGAGGCCGAGUGUUUGGAGGAAGGCCAAGAGGAGGAUUUAGACCCAGAGGAGGGUUCGUCCAGGCACACGAAGAUUUCCAAGAAUACGUAGACGAUAUUCCCUAUGGAUUUCCAGUGGGUGACUACAUGUUUCAGAGCCAUAGGGGACGUGGUAACUGGAGAGGACGAUGGAAUCAACCAAAACCCCAACCCAAACCCAAGGGUCGUGGCCGCGGGAGAGGACGCGCUGAAAACGUUUUUGAAAGCGAUUCAUUUUUUCAAGGCCAACCGCACGUCUCUCAAAGGGGGCGAGGAAGAGGUCAGUUUAGACGCGGACAAGGAUGCGGCGGCCAAGGUCCAAACUGGAGACGUGAAGGUUCCGUUUCUCUAGCAGAUGAAAUAUACUAUGACGAGCUUGACUUUUCUGGUAGAGAGGAAAUUUAUGCAACUAGACGAGACCAAGGGAAAAGGGGGAGGUCUGGACCCAACAUUAAUAGAGGACGUGGCCAGUUAGGAUUAAGACGAACCCAGAGCCUUUCUAGUGGAAUGGAUAGUCAAGAUUCUCAUACAAUCGACAAUACAGGAGGAGACGCAAAGUUUGAGCCAAAGAAACUGCUUAUUGGCGGGCUGAGUGAGUCGACGACACGAGACGGAGUUUUGAACUUUAUUGAGGCGAUGAGUGGUGAAGAGGUGGAGACAGUAGAGAUGAGUAAAAGCAAAGCUCUGGUUACAAUGACUAAGGAUAUAACAAGUAAGUCCUGCUACUAAUAACAAAUGAGCCGUUUUCAGUUACGUGCCAAAAAGUAAUUCAUUAGUAAGGUCAGGCAUGCAAUAAGCUGCUCAAGUAAAUUCAAGCAACUAUGACUUAUCCUAUUAUGCUUCAAGGCUUGAUUGGCCAUCGGUAGUUCGACCGUGAGUUCGUACUGUGAUUGGCCAGUCAGUAAUUUCCUUUACUUUAGAUUUACGGCCCCGCACUCAGCCAAGAACCGUGUACUCUACCGUGUACAGAGCUCUCACGAAGAGUUCUCAUAAUACCGCUUACCUGCCUGUGAUAUAGCCACCGCUAUUGCCUUGGAUACUGUCCGAUAUGGCGAAAGAAGUUCGUCGACAACAUAGGCAGUUGUCUCCGCCGACAUGCCUACGAAGCUGACUGGAGUUCAACUUUUCCGGCAUGCCGGCGGCAAAAACCUGUGGUGGCCCUUGUUGCUGGCGGUGUAAGUGUCAGAAUAUGUAUCAAAGGCAGUACUGGGGUGCGGAAUAAUGAUAACCAGACUUUUGUCAGAUAGAACUUGAAUAGAUCCAACGUUCUCCGAUUUCCAUAGAUUAAGGCAAAUUAAAUAUUUUAAAAAAAUCAGAAAUCUAACAUCAAUAACUUACUAGAGCUAAAGGGGUUUUCGUCUCACUGGGCUUUCUGCUUCGAUAAAGUUAACAAUCCUGCAAAGUUUUUGUCCUUUCACUCUCAAGUGUGGUAAAACCAAUUAAAACCCUCAAGAAAUCUCCCGUUCCAGUAUUUCUUUUUGUGAGUGAAAGACAAGCGCAUGAUACUUCUAACGUCGUUGCUGGGACUGUAUCGCCCAGAAGACUAAGGAGAAGUUGAACUUGCAUUUUUUCAGACGUAGCUGGUUAAAAAAUUUAGAAAGAUCUGCGAGGUCCAUAUUCACACGUAAAACAACUAAAUUUAAUGAAGUGAUGGUCUAGUGGGACCUCCUGCAAUUUAGACAAUGUUUUGCCUGGAACUGAAAACCGUCUUUUGUAAUACGAGUGAUUCAUUUCCUCGCAUUUAUGACCGUGGACUAUUCUCUAGGCGGUAUGGGUGACUCAGCAAGGAUGCUAAACUCAUUAUCAGAAUCAUAUUUCAAGUGGUGCAUCAUUAGAGAGAACAAUUGGAUGAGUCUUGAAUACCCAACUUUUUAAUGUUUACUAUGAAAUAUCCCCCCCAAAACGUCUGUUUUACUCCUGAGAUCUAGACCACUCGAUCGUUCAGCAGGCAUGCAAUCUGCGUUUUUGAGUUGAACUUUUCCCUCUAGCUUUUUUCGUCUAUUACCUCGUGGAAAAUCAGUCAUAAUAAUAUAUGCCAGUAAUUUGACAUCUGUGCGAUCCAAACUUGAAUUUAAUUAAAGCAGAUUUUUCUUACACUUUAUUCGUUAGAUUUUCUUAAAAUCAAGGAGAAGGGUGAGAGAAGGGGAAUGGACUCUGCUCGGGUCACAAUCCAACGCCUACCUGUGUGCAGGAGCAUUCUUGUCAGCGGCAUUUCAGACGACACCACCCAAGAUGCCAUCGAGCUGUUCUUUGAAAGUCCAAGGAACAAUGGUGGUCCUGUGGAGACAGUGAGGUUUAAACCUGAAAGUGGUCGAGCUGUGGUAGUGUUUCAGAAUUCAUCAGGUCAGAAUUCAAUCGCCCCAUUAAUGCUCGUUGUACAUGUUUUGGUUAUAAUGGAGAAAACUACUACGUUUUGGCUUUCUCCUUUCUGGUAAAUGCAUGCUGUACCAGUUUUGAUAUUCUUAUAGCAAAAGUUAAUACAGUUGAACCUCCCGUAAGCGACCACCCAAAAUGCGAAGACUUAGUGGUCGCUUACAAGAAUCGAACCACGGGGCCGGCUAUCGUCCGAGAAGAUGUACGGACACAUCUACUUUAUGGAUAAUGAUUUAUUGCAUGCAAUUUCUAAGAUACCACACGGUUCCAUGUUGAUUCUUAAAGUCUUUGUAUAUUCUAAGUAGUAGAGUACACACAGCGAACAUAAGAGAUCAGACAAAUCGUCAAGUGGUCGCUUACAAGAGGUUAAAAACAAUUGAAAAUCAUUUAACCGUACGCCCCAAAUAUAGUGGUCGCGGUCGUUUACGAGGGUUCCAACUGUAAGGCUUUGACUGGGAAAGUUUUGGUGUUUUGGAUAGGCAGUCGCUUAUAGGAGGUUGUCUCACAUGGAGGUUCGACUUUAUGCACAAACACACACACAUACAUCCUGGCCAGAGAUCGAGGGCGCCUUAUUUCUCGAAUUUUUUUUGACUUAGUACGAAAGCAACCAUUUUUUGCUGUCUUAAAAAGCAACCAGUUUUCGAGGGAGUCAUUGUUUAACUAGCUUUCAUUUUCUAAUUAACAGAUAUGGAAAGAGUCUUAGCUAGACAGAAUGAAAGGCCACUUGUUUUAAAUAAAGCUGAACUCACUGUCAGAAUCUUUAACGAUUUACUGGAGAAUGACGAUGACGUUGCAAUUGACGUUUUGGGUGACAAGCAAAAGGAAGCGGACGACAGCCAUAGCACAUCAGCGAGGCAGCGGUUUGAGGUUAAAGCACAGGAGCUUCACAUAGCUGUGGACCCGGAUGUGAUGGAAUACGUCACAACCACAUUACUCCAUGACCAACUGAAAAUGGCGUUGGCUACGAAGACGUGUGAAAUUAAUUGGAAGCUAAACAACAAAACGGCCGUCCUAUUUUACCGCGGACAAGAUAAAAGUGAUUUGUGGCAGUCUGAAUGUAUUGAGGAGGUACAAACUUGGCUUGCGAAAUUUACAAAGCAAGAUGUUCAAGUGAACAAGGAUUUCUGGGAAGCCGUGAAAACUCAGAUAACAGACAUCCGUGCCUGUUUCGGUGUUGAACCUCCGCUGGUUAAAAUUAUCGAUGAUUCUUUCGUGGUAAGAAUUGUUUCCCUGAGUUCAGAUACAGAAGAUUUGAAAAAAAACUUGAAAGCACAAUUAGAGGACAUAUACCGGAAGGAAACCAGAAAAAUGUAUUUGAAGAAAACGGAAGUAGUUCCUGUAGAACAUUUAACUUUGUUAAAAAAGAUCCGCUUUGUGGAAAAACUUCAAGAAAAAAACAAAGAACUGGAGAUAAAAAUAGACACUGAAGAGGAGGAAAUCUACUUUGAAGGCCCACAACCACAGUUCUUGGAAGCGACUAUGAAAUUCCACAAACAGUAUUCGGGCAUGGUUGAAAAGAAAUUAAGCCUGUCAAAAAACAUUUUGGAAAUUUUGUCUUUAGAUGAAGGGCUGGAGAAAGUCAAAUGUGAAUUAGAAAACAACAACGUGGAGGCUGUAUUCGUGAUCGAUAGCGAGGCUCGGAUCAUAGGCACGUCAGCUGCGCAUGCAGACAAGGCUGCCAGUCUUGUUGGUAAGAUGACAUCGGAAGAAAAAGUCCGAGUGGAUGCCAACAGUCAGCAUCUUUUAAAAACCACAGAAUGGCGCGAACUAUGUGAGCAACUCAACACCAUCUCAACUGUCCGGGUGUAUCGGAACAACUGGAAUGACACCUACGUAUCCGGGUUCAAAGAAGAUGUGCAUGAAGCAAUAAAAACGCUAACUACGUACCUAGAUGAUAACUGUAUCCGAGAAGAGCAAAUGAAAUGUUCCUCUAAGUUAGUCCGAAAAUAUCUCUCUGAGCUUCGUCAAGAUGACUUGUCUUCAAUUGAAGUUCAGCUCAAGGACUUUGAGGUCAAGAUUCAAACAGGAAGAGGAGAUGAAUUUGUCAUUGGGGGAAACAAAGAGGGGAUAAAACGAGCGAAAAGAAAGCUGCAAGACCUCGCAGAUAGUACCGAAUGUGAGAUUUUCGACGUGAAACAGCCAGGACUUAAGAAACUUUUUGCCAGCGGAAACGGCGAGACCCUUGUAGCAACUGUGGCAAAAGAUCACGCAUGUGUUAUCCAGGUCCAGAAACAAUUUGAUGUGCAGACUCCUGUCAAAAAAUCUGAUUCAUCAAACGACGAUUACGAUGAUAGUGAGGAAGAGGAUAUGGCGGCUGCAGCCAGCAGCGCUGUUCCUUCCACUUUUGUCAUGGGAAGUGGGCACAAAAUUUCGUGGAAAUCAGGAAACAUCGUAGCUCAGCAGGUCCGUUCGGUGCCCGAAAUACUAGUAUAAACUAUGGAUUAUUUUCCUGGGCUGUUUGAAUUAAAAAAGCAUUGAAUUGACCUUGGCUGUAAAAUAAAUAACUUCUCUUCUCAGUAUUGCCACGUUGAAAGCUUUGUUCUGCUGAAAACGUAAAUGGGUUUUCAGAUUGUUGCGAAGGAGUAAUUAGUUAUCCGUAUUUAAUAAGAACAGCCCCCUCAUCGUACAUAAUUUCAUUCCCUGUCAGUAUGAAACCGACUACCCAUUUAUGAUCCAUCAUAGUCUUCAUAGACUAAAGCAAGCCAUUUAUCAACAUUUUACACGUAACCAUACUACCCGAAAAAAGGAGUGGGUUUUGUUAAAUUAUAAUACUUUAUGUGUGGGGUUUGCCGUUGAAGCCUGGAGUCCUUAGUCUUUUUCACUCGACGAGUAUCUGUAACUUUGCUGUCCUACUCUUUUUUAAGGAUCCAAAAUCCCCAACCUGUCCCAGACCUACUAUGAACCAGGAACGCCUGAUCGCUUACACGGCUCAUCAAUUUUCCAAUAAUGAUAUCCUAUUCUAGGGCAAAAUUCCCUGAGUUUUGUAGUAAGGCUAUCCCAGACUAAUUUGCAUGAAAUUACAAUUGUACCCUUCAGAGCGACACAAAUCUAUUUUCCCAAAUAUGGCAGUACGUUAGUUGUAUUGUUUUUAGCAAAAAUUUCCGUCUGUGUGACGUCCAGUUAUAACUAGCCAUCGCCAAUCGCAACAGAUACAGUCGACUCCCGCGAAUUCGAACCUUCAAAGGUUCGAGUUAUCGGGAGUUCGAGUUAUCGAGGGUAAAAUUAUAUCGAAAAUGAUCUGAAGGGAAAUGAAAAUUGCUUCGAGUUAGCUGCAAGUUCGAGUUAUAGAGGGUUCGAGUUACCGGGAGUGGACUGUAGAAGCAAUCCAGUGUACCUAAUUAAACGUGCAUGCUUACGUCGCUGUUAUUGGUAGUAUGGUACUGCAAGGCUAAAGUAAAGACGGAUGCCCAACCUUAAAUGAUAUCGCGGAGCUUUUUAGCUUUUAUGAACUCUCUUUUUUGUUUGACUUUAAUUGCAGGCCGACAUUCUGGUCAGUUCACAAGGUGCAUGCUCCCGGGCGAUCGUCAAUGUGGGUGGGCAGGCAAUGAGGCAAAACUUGGUAACUCCAAACACUGGUGACAUCGCAGUUACUCCUGGAUAUAACCUGGCCUGUAAUCACGUGAUCCAUACUAACUGUUCCAAGUGGCAUGGUGGAACGGGGGAGCAGGUAAGGAAUAAUUGGAACCCUAACUUAUUCUAAUGAACAUUAUAAGGCAUCCUAUCCAAAAAGCCACAGAGCAAGACACGAAUCAUGAGCCCUCAAUUUUUGCUUUUAACACCCUUUGUGAAACAUGUCGAAGAAAGUUUUGGUCGACACGUAUCACAUUUGGCAAUUUCACACCAGCUUGGAACUAGAUUUCCACUAUUUACCACUAGCAAAACGCCAAGGAAACUGGGCCGAGUUAAAUUUCGCAAAGACUUCUGUGGGCUGUUGUCAGGGAGAGCGAAAAAAUUGGCCAAUAGUUGACAGGUGCAUCCUUACAGCUGUCCCCUUCUCGUUUCUAAAAUGGCGAAUAGAUAGUUGAGAUAAUGUUAAUCAAUCAACUCCUUAAGGCUUUUUUCAGAUUGUUUAUCCGUACAAAACCAAUUAUUGUCAAUCGUGCAGUCAUGGUUCAUGUUUUAUUUAAGGUAUUACGAGGCAUUAUCCAAAUGUGUCUUCAGAAGGCGGAUGAACUCGGAGGAGCAUCAAUAGUCUUUUCAGUCAUAGGCACUGGAAAGCUCCACUUUCCUCAAGACAUAGCUUCCAAGAUCAUGUUGGAAGAAACCAUCAACUUUUGUCAAAAUAAUCCGUCAUCUGUGGUAAAAGAUAUUCGAUUUGCCGUGUUUCAGCAAGAUCAGGCUUUAACCGCUGCAUUUGCGCAAGAGUUUGAUAAAUUGCAAUCCAAGUACAGAAUUCGUCCCGGAUAUACUAUGGGUGGUUUUUUAAGGAAUCUGCGGUCUAAAUUAGGAAGAGUUCAUCAGAACCCAGCAAGGCCAGCCGUCGGUGUUAGUGUGGAAGUUUUGCAAGGAAAUUUGUGCCAGGAGGCAACAGAUGUCAUUGUUAACCUCAACAGCAAAGAUAUGAAUAUGGAUAGCGCCGGGGCAUUGAGCAAGGCGGUGAAACAGGCGGCUGGUCAAGUUGUUCAAGACGAGUGCUCUCAACUGGGACAUCAAACAGGUGGAUCAGUGGUAGUUACCAGGGGUGGAAAUCUUACAGCGCGUAAUAUCAUCCACUUGAUACCAGAUACUGCCGACAAAAAUCACUUGCAACAAUGCGUGGAAAAGUGUCUUGGUGUGGCAGAGACUCGUGGUUUUCAGUCCAUCUCAUUUCCAGCGGUAGGAACGGGAUCUUUUCACAUGUCAGCGGCUGAUUCAGCCAGCCUAAUAUUUCAAGCUCUCAGUAAUUUUAGUGCUCGUUUCAACGUCAUCAAAAAGGUUAGAAUCGUGGUGUUCCAAGCGCCUAUGCUUCAGGCAUUCCAACGAGAACAGCAGCGUCAUCCGCUGUAUUCUAUUCAGGGCCAUGUCUUUAAACCUAUGGCCAGGCAGGGCCUAGCCUAUCCACGUGCUAGGAGGCAGAGAGGCUUGAAUAUUAAAGUAGUAAGUGGUGAUUUAACAAAAGAGAACACAGACGCCAUUAUGAACAUUAACAGCACUGACAUGAACAUGAGCAACGCUGGUGAUCUAAGCAAAGCGAUCUUAGCAGCUGGUGGUAUGCAGAUCCAACAAGAAUGCAGUCAAUAUAGCAAUCAACCUGCUGGGACAGCGGUGAUGACUGGUAGUGGAAAUUUAGCAGUACGCCAUAUAAUCCAUAUUAUUCCAGGUAUUGGCUGAGUUUUAGUUAUUUGAUGUUGUUACGCAGGAAAUUUGACCUCCAAUAGACCAUGCAACGUAUUGUCGACCCUUAAAAAUGAUAAAAUCUACAAAAGAAAAAGACGAUUACGAAAUUUUUCUAAUUAACCACUGUCACAUUACCCAAACACACCUCAAAGCGAAAGUGGCGAAUUAUAGUGUAGCGAUAUUCUCUCAGACUCCUCACGGUCAAUGUAACCGUUACAAAAGAAGUUGCCUGUGGAGGAGGCUAUUGUCAGGGAUAGUAGGGGGAUCGAAAUACUCGAGUGCGCUUGAAAAUUGGGCCCCACGAGAAAGUUGACACAGUAGGGGAAGACAGGACUGAUAGAAACCGUUGAGCUACUUGUAAUCUCGUUUACUCCUAUCGCCAAUUGUAGUCCAACGAUGAAACAUUCCAAACCUUCAGUUUUCUUGCCGCUCUUGAGUGUAAAAUUCAACAAUAUUAUAUCACUUUUUUGUUCAUUAUUAAAUGUCAAAGUUAUUUUCAUUUUUGACUUGCAGCCUCCCAAGAUAAACAGCAUCUUCAGACAAGUUUGGAAGCUGGCCUUCGUCUAGCAGAUCAAAACAACCUUCAAACAAUAUCAAUUCCAUGUGUAGGCACUGGUGGAUUUGGUCUGACGGCAGCGGACUCGGCUCAGGUAACAUUCCAAGCUCUCAGCUCCUUAAGAGGAAGUUGUCAAAACCUUCGCAACGUGCGUGUCGUUGUCUUUCAAGCUCAAAUGGUUCAGGAAUUUUUGUUGGCGCAACAGAGACAGGCAGUGCAGGAUAUGGAUGAACAAGAGAGUGACUCCACUGCAGAUGAUGAAGUUGCUGAAAGGCCCAGAAUUGCUAGGCAAAGAAAAAAUACCGCAACUAAUUCGAGUUCAACAAGUGACCAUUCUGUGAAAAUCUUAGUGGUUGGGAAGGAUAGAGGAAGCGUCGGUAAAGCAGUAGGCGCUUUGAAGCAACGAUUCUCUGAAGCUUGCACUACUCAAAAAGUCGAAAAUGAAACCGUCAGCAAACUGUCACCAAAGCAAAUUAACAAUCUUAGAAAGAAAGCCAAAGAACUUGACGUCAAACUUGAAAUUGAGGUUGAUGUUGAUCGCAUUGUGGUGAAGGGUGGCCCAGUUGAAGUGCCUGGCAUGGUCGGGGAGAUUUGGCAGGAGAUUAACGAGAGAAAUAAGAAGAUACAGGAGGAGGAGCAAGCAAUGAUGGUUUCAAAGAGCGUAGAAUGGAGUUAUGAAAUACAAGGCGGGAAAAUGGUGUUUAGCCCGAAGGCAAACGGAAAGCUUGAGAUGGCACACAUCAAAGAACAACCAACAGUACAAAUAUCUCUGCUAGGUGAUAAAUUUGACAUUAAUUUGAAAAAUAAAACGGGCCGCGGACAGCAGAGUGGUAAAACAAUUACACUAAUCAGAAAGGUCAAGGGAGCUGAAGAAGGUUAGCACAUUCAAACACGGGAACUUAUUAAAUAAGCUCUACAAUACACUGCUUAAGUAGGGAACUGAUACAAUCAUUCCUGUAUUUGAUGCCCGACAAUAGAAAUUCAAGUCAAUAGGACGAAGAUACCAGAUCGCACCUAAUCUUUUUAAGGAUAUCCGCAAAACACAGGGUGGCAUCUGGUUAGGAGGAAGCCACUUACCAAAUCUUUGAAAGGCCUUAUUUGCCCAUGAACAGAGGUUAAUCCUUACAGCAUAGAAUGAAUUGAAGCGAGACCGUUUUCCACUGCAGAGAUCUGGGGCCGGUGGCUGAUAUAUUCCUUCAACGCUUCUCACUGUCAACCAAAACCCCCACUGACUUCCCUGAUUUUCACGGACGUCCAUCACGGGGUAUCCAGAUGAACUCCCAUGGGCGUCAACCGUUAUCCUUUUGGCUAUCUAAAUGUAAAAUCAAGAGUUCUAGUAGUCUUUUUUUUAUAAUACCACUGGAAAUUAUAAUAAAUAAAACAGACAAGGUGGCGUAUUCCUACAGUGAAAUUUUCCAUCUCAUAGCAUCCUUAGAUUCUCUUCGAAGUACGGCCAAUUGAAAACUCCCUAAACCAGUAAUGUUACUUUCCCAAAGCAAAAUAAUAUUAAGAGCACUGAUUCUUUGUCCUAAAGGAACUUCUUUUCCGAGCACGUGGGCUCCAAUGCCACGCCCUGAUAUGGAAGUACAUACUGUGACUCUGGCACCGGUCUCCUCUGAGUAUCAAAGUGUCCUGAACAAAUUUCAAGCAACCGCUAGGGGAAUGCAUAUCCAGAAAAUUGAGCGAAUUCAAAAUCCUCAUCUUUACAAGCAGUACAUGGUACGAAAGCAGAAGAUGGAUAAAGACAAUGGAGGGAACAAUGAACGACAGCUGUUUCAUGGAACCGACGCUAGAAAUAUAAGUGCUAUAAACACACAGGGAUUCAACAGGAGCUUUUGUGGGGCACAUGGUAAGUUACAACCGCUGAAAAGCAUUGUGUACUCGUAUAUUAUAAUGAGUCAGACUAAGUAUAGCAGUACCACUGUAUGUUUACAUACACAUGCACUAUUCAGAACUGACUCGACGGGUACAAUUAUAGGCACUUUUAAAGUACCCUUAAACGAUAUGAUUUAAGACAUGUAUUCCCAAGGAGAGAUAGGCUAGUUAUGUAUUCUACAACUUGAAGUAGCAUUUUGAGUGUUUGUAGGGUACUUAGUUGUUGUAGACGUCGUCAUAACACAAUCGAAUUAGACACUUACAAGUAGAGGUUUAAUUUGUGACUGUUCGAACAAAGGAAUGCCGUGACUACUACAACUAUCUCAUUAAUUGCGUUUUUUGGUUUGUUUUUUUUUUCUAGGAACUAAAUAUGGACGCGGUGUGUAUUUUGCCAGAGAUGCUUCUUACUCAGCUGGAUAUGCAGGAAGUGGCAUUGGGGGCCGCUUUAUGUACCUUUCCCGGGUCCUGGUUGGGAAAUAUUGUGCAGGCAACUCUAGUAUGAUCGUUCCACCACCAAAGGACCGUUACAGACCAGAGAUUUUGUACGAGUCAGUGGUUGAUAACCCAGCAAAUCCGUCCAUCUUCGUUGUUUUCUACGAUACUCAAUGUUAUCCUGAAUAUCUCAUAACCUUUUAAUCGUUUUGCUUUACUUCAGCAGAUAAAAACGAACUUAAAGAUAAUCUAGAGUGUAUAGCUCUUUCUUUAUUUACUUAAGAAAUCACUGUUUAUAGAAUUUAAUUAAUUGCAAUUUUAAUGACAACAGCAAGGUUGUAAGAAGAAGUUCAGUGUUAGCCAUCUCUAAAGCCAUGUAGAUAUGUGGUAAGAGUGUAGUUUUAGCGGUUUUCAUCGUCAAAGAAAACUGGUUCAUGCUUAGGCUUAGGGGCUUAGGGUGUGUAUAUGGAGUUUAAUAGCUGAUGCACAAAGGAAGUUUGGAAAGCACGAAAGAAGCGUAGGUAUUACGAGUUGCUAAUUGGUUAUUACGCCUCGAGCAAUUGUAACUUCUUGAUUACUCUCCUCUCAACAUGCAGAGUUGCCUACUUAAUCAGGUUCUGAUAUAUAAAUUUCCAAAAUGCGCCGGCUCUCAGUCUGAGCUAGUUCGUUUAACCACUUUUGUUCUUCGUUCAUGUUUGAUUGCAAAGAAGUUUUAAUCUUUGAAAUGUCAGAAAGUUCUAUACUGUUUUCUUUUUUAUAGAAAUACUUUGUGGAAAUCAAGCGACGCAAAUCCAGGUUGUAUUAGACACAACUGAGUAUGUUAUCUCAUGAUAUAGUCAUACGGCCGUGCGUACAUUGUACUUCUAGAUCAGAGUUAUUGUGGUUCAAUACAGACUUACUUGCCCUAUGUAUUACAUGUAUUUUUAGUACAGGGGCUAGCGGGGCUAAAGGCAG
Messenger RNA from Porites lobata, 12151 nucleotides. The record is from the annotation of a GenBank genome assembly. NCBI's taxonomy places the organism in Eukaryota, Metazoa, Cnidaria, Anthozoa, Scleractinia, Poritidae.